ACAAACGUCAAUGGUGCAAUAAAUGUUGGCAAAAAAGAAGCAUUGAAAUAAGGAAGAAAAAAAUUUUGUUCGCGCAUUAUAAUUCAUUAUUAGAAUAUAAUGCAGAAAAUAUAAAUUUCACAACUUGCUGCUCAACAUUUUCAACUAAACAUCAUAACAAAAUAACGUAAGAAUUUAUAGUAGUAACAAAAAAAAAAUAAAAGCAUACACAUAACAAGCCGCACAUUGGAAUUAUAGAAAUUGUGUGUGUCAAAAAUUCCAGACAAAAGUGAAAUAAUUGUUAGCACGGUGAAAAAAUGUCUGUGGAUGCUUAUGGACCGAGUUCUCAGACCUUAACGUUUUUGGAUACUGAGGAGAAUGAUUUAAUUGGAGCGGAUACCCAAGCGUCUGACUUUGACUAUCGUGACUUAACCUUGGCCUCUCAAACUCAAUCUUCACAACUUGAUGGUGGCCUAGGUGCAAGUGGUGGCAUUGGAAAUCAAAACUUACGCAAAUUAGAUUUGCAAACGAAAUUAGGCACCGCUAACGGUUCGGCUGACUUACAAUUCGAAGAGGAAGAUGAAGACAACGCCUUGUGUCCCGUUGAUGAGCUACCCUGUCAUGCCUGCAAAUACUGCGGCAUUCAUGACCCCGGCACGGUAGUGAUGUGUAACAAUUGUAAAAAAUGGUUUUGCAACGGCCGUGGCAGCACUUCGGGCUCUCACAUUGUCAAUCAUUUGGUGCGUGCCAAACAUCGUGAGGUAACUCUGCACUCCGAAGGACCACUGGGAGAAACCGUGCUCGAAUGUUAUUCGUGUGGUGUACGUAACGUAUUCGUUUUGGGCUUUAUACCAGCCAAGGCUGAUUCAGUGGUCGUACUGCUGUGUCGCCAACCUUGUGCAGCUCAAAAUUCUCUAAAGGACAUGAAUUGGGAUCAAGAUCAGUGGAAGCCAUUGAUAUCAGAUCGCUCCUUCCUGGCAUGGCUAGUGAAAGUACCCACCGAACAAGAACAACUAAGAGCAAGACAAAUUUCGGCCGGCCAAAUUAAUAAACUAGAAGAAUUGUGGAAGGAAAAUAUCGAGGCCACCUUUCAAGAUUUGGAAAAACCCGGCGUAGACACGGAACCCUCCCAGGUUUUGUUGCGCUAUGAGGAUGGCUAUCAGUAUGAGAAAAUAUUUGCUCCCUUGGUAAUGUUGGAGGCCGAAUACGACAAGAAACUUAAGGAAUCCCAAACACAAGAAGGUAUUGAAGUACGAUGGGACAUUGGUUUGAAUAAGAAAACCAUAGCUUACUUCACUUUGGCAAAAACCGAUUCUGAUAUGAAACUGAUGCAUGGCGAUGAAUUGCGUUUGCGUUAUGUGGGUGAGCUACACAAACCCUGGGAUGCUGUCGGCCACGUUAUUAAGGUUCCCGAUAAUUUCGGUGAGGAUGUGGGCUUAGAAUUGAAAUCUUCUGCCAAGGCCCCUGUGCAUUGUACUUCCAAUUUUGCUGUAGAUUUUAUAUGGAAAUGUACUUCGUUCGACCGCAUGCGCAGAGCUUUAAAAUUGUUUGCCUUUGAUCGCAAUUCAGUGUCUAAUUACAUAUACGCUCGUCUUUUGGGUCACGGCCGUCCGGAUGGUUUGGACGAGCUUGUGUUUCGUGGACCUCCUCCCAAACUGUAUAGUGCUCCCAAUUUACCCGAACUGAAUCGUUCGCAAGUCUAUGCCGUUAAGCAUGCUCUACAAAGACCUCUGAGUCUUAUCCAGGGUCCGCCUGGAACCGGAAAAACCGUUACUUCUGCUACUAUUGUAUAUCAACUCGUCAAACAACAUGGCGGCACUGUAUUGGUAUGUGCCCCCAGUAACACUGCUGUAGAUCAGUUGACUGAGAAGAUACAUCGCACAAAUUUGAAAGUGGUACGUGUGUGUGCCAAGUCUCGCGAAGCCAUCGACAGUCCUGUCAGCUUUUUGGCUCUACACAAUCAGAUCCGCAAUAUGGAGACAAACAUUGAAUUGAAGAAGUUGCAACAGUUGAAGGAUGAAACUGGUGAAUUGUCGUCGGCUGAUGAAAAGCGCUACAGAACAUUGAAGAGGGCUGCCGAAAAUCAACUUUUAGAGGCAGCUGAUGUUAUUUGCUGCACUUGUGUAGGUGCAGGCGAUGCUCGUUUGCAGCGCAUUAAAUUCACUUCCAUAUUGAUUGACGAGUCGAUGCAGUCUACCGAACCGGAGUGCAUGGUGCCUGUAAUACUGGGUGCUAAACAACUGAUUUUAGUGGGCGAUCAUUGUCAAUUGGGUCCUGUGGUAAUGUGCAAAAAGGCUGCACGAGCCGGUCUUUCCCAAAGUCUUUUUGAACGUUUGGUGGUCCUGGGUAUUCGUCCAUUCCGUUUGGAAGUACAAUAUCGUAUGCAUCCGGAAUUGUCUCAGUUCCCUUCGAACUUCUUUUAUGAGGGUUCGCUGCAAAACGGUGUUUGUGCAGAAGAUCGAAAAUUGAAAAUUGAUUUUCCUUGGCCGCAACCGGAUCGUCCAAUGUUUUUCCUGGUAACACAAGGUCAGGAGGAAAUAGCCGGUUCCGGUACCUCCUAUCUCAAUCGUACUGAGGCCGCCAAUGUAGAAAAGAUUACAACGCGCUUCUUGAAAGCAGGCGUAAAACCCGAACAAAUCGGCGUUAUUACCCCCUAUGAGGGACAGCGAGCAUAUCUGGUGCAGUAUAUGCAAUAUCAGGGAAGUUUGCAUUCAAAGCUUUACCAAGAAAUAGAAAUAGCCAGUGUUGAUGCCUUCCAAGGUCGUGAAAAAGAUAUAAUUAUAAUGUCUUGUGUUAGAUCGAAUGAAAAGCAAGGCAUUGGUUUUCUCAGUGAUCCCAGACGUCUUAAUGUGGCAUUAACCCGCUCCAAAUACGGUACAAUUAUAGUGGGCAAUCCCAAAAUUCUCUCCAAGCAGCCACUUUGGAAUCACUUGCUUAACUUCUACAAGGAUCGCAAAGUUUUGGUGGAGGGCUCUUUGAAUAACUUGCGUGAAUCGCUCAUUCAAUUCCAGAAGCCGAAAAAGUUGGUCAACACUCUUAAUAUGGGUGCACACUUCAUGAGCACCAUGAUGGCCGAUGCUCGGGAAGCCAUUGUACCUGGUUCAUUCUACGAUCGUUCGGGACAAUUUGGUUAUUCGGGUACCACCACAGCGAAUAAUUUUGGCUACAACUUUGGAAACAAUUUGAUUGGCGGUAACAAUUCCGCAUUUGGUUUCACCAAUAACGCCCAUCUACAAAAUAUGGGUGGUCAAAAUACGGCCAACAAUGGCAUGAACAAUUACAUGAAUUCUCCACAUUCAGGUGCUGGUCUCGUAGGUGGUUUUAAUGCUACCGGCUCUCAGCGUCCAAAUAUGAAUCAAUUUAAUACAAAUCUCAACAAUGGUCCCUCUAACAAUCAACACAAUUGGCACAACUUCCAGCAUGAUUCUAUUUCCUACAUAUCGGCUGAAAGAGCUCAAGCGGCCAUGAACAAUAUGCCCGUGCCGGUCGGCAUGUUCAUGAAUAUGAGCAAUAUACCGCCUCGUUUCUAUAAUCAACAUCAACAGGCCAUACAAGCUGCUGCCAAACAAGGCCGUCGUACUGCUGGUUUCUCGGGCAAUCAGUCCAACACCAUCAAUACCAAAAAUACGCCACUUAACAAGGCACCUGGUAAAGGCCGCACUACAAAUUCUGCUGCUACAGCCAACACUAACGCACUAACAUCAGCAACUACUGAGGUCUUGUCAGCCUCCAAUUUGAGCGGCUCGGGCAACUCUUCACAGACUACGGCUCCGAUAUUUACGCAGAAGAAUAUGUCGCAACAAAUGAGUCAAACCGUGUUUACCGGUUUAUCACAACAGCCAGAAUUGUCACAAGAUUUUGGCCAAAUAUCACAAAUGGAUGGUAUAUUAUCACAAGACGUUGGUUUUGGAACGGAUGCACUCAAUAAUGAUCGUUUAAAUUUAGGACUUAAUUCUCAGAGCCAAUUUUCACAGCCUUAUUGAUAGAUACCAAACAGAGGUUGGUGAUCUACAGCAACUAAGAAAAGCAGUAGAAGCAACAACAGCAGAAAUAACAACAAUAUAAGCAACUGAAGUAAAAUCUACAAAAAGAACUAUAAACAAGAACAACCAAGAAACUUUUUUACAAAAAAAAAAAACAAAUCAAAACAAACAACUUUGAAAUAAAAGGAGGAUGACACGUAACGCGUAAACGAAAAGAAAGGAACUACAAAAAAGAAAGUAAGGUUAAGAAUAAACUUUUUUCAACAACAACAGCAACAAGGCACACCACAGACAACAGCAGCAACACAAUUCACAACAACAACAGCAGCAACUAAAAUCAGUUGUACAGCGAACAACAACUCAAAGAUAAUAAUUGUACUAAUAUGAAACGGUUUUACUGCCAUGAUAUUAAACAGAAAGGAUAGAAACAAUCAUCUUGAAAGGAUAAACAAAUAUGUAAAAUUAAAAUUUUACCAAACUCUCUAAGCGCAAGAGGAAGAGAGAGAGAGAGAAAAAGAAAAGAUUAUCAUCCGAAAACUGAACAACAAAGCAUUAAUGUUGCAUUCAAUGACAUGGAUGUGACUAAAGUUGUCAAGUGGUUUUCGGAGCCUUAUAGAAUUUUAAACCCGCUUUCAUAAUUGAGGACAUUUUAGACAAACAAAGAGAAAGUGUGCUUUUAUUUUGUUAGGAAAAAACCAUAACAAACAAUGUAUGGUAAAAUUUAAGUUAAAACUUAAAAGAAACGAAUGACUACAAAGAUAUAGGGUAAACAAACAAAAAGGAUUUUUCACUGUAGCAUACAUAUGGUCUCGGUCAUGCUUUGAUUCUAGCUGUGGCACUGCAAAAACAAGUAAACUCAAUUUGAGCUACUCAAUGACAAUUUGAACUUACCGCCAAUGUGUCCUGUCUGUGUUUCUCAAAAUACAAAUCAAAUGAUGCCAACAAGUAUGCUACACUCUUGAAAACUCCUUUACUACCAACCAGUUGGACAAAACUUAAAUUAACAAAGUUCGCUUGCAAGCAUGGAGGGUAAGAGAGAAUGACAAGAAUGACUGUAAUGUCAAAGUUAAGUUGUAACAUGAGCUCAAUUUGUAAGAGCAUUUGAAUAAUGUUACUUAAACGGUCGUCAUGUGGUUAAUAACUAGAUGAUCACUGAUACUUUUUCUUCCAUUAGUUUCUCCACAUUAAUAAAUAAACUCCCUCUCAUAUGUGAACGACUUGUUUCAGGUUUAUGGUCUCACUGAAAUUUCAAAAAUAAAUCUUUGUAUCAACAAAACAAACAACAACAUUAUUAAUAACCAUAAUCAUAUAACAUUUCAUAUUAAAUUUAAAAACAAAAAAAUGUUUUCAAAAACUAAAAUUUUUACCUUCCCUUUUGUUUAACAAAAGAAAAUUAUUAAUUUUUUUUUUAAAGUAUUUCAAAUUUUACUUGUUUGUUUUAGUGACAUUGCAAAAAUUUCUGUGCCACACACACUCUUCUGUGGGGGAAACGACCGAUCUGAACUUUCUUGCUAAGAAACGGUUUAGACGUCCCACAUAAUUUUAUAGUUUUUGUAAUGUUUGCAUGUUUUUUUUUUUUAUUUAGUAAAUGUUGGCAAAAAAAUAUUUAAUAUCAGGCCAACAAAUACAUACAUAAUUAUUAUUUUAUUUGUAUACUUUUUUUGUUUUCUUAUGUUACAAGUAUAUUAGAGAAAAAAAGAAACGAAUUGUUUAGAUUAAACUUAAAAUGAUAUGUAAUUCGUUUGGAUGUCUGUCAUCAAAACUAACAAAAUGUAUUUGCAAAAAAACAAAACAAAAAUAAUAAACAGAAAAUGCUAAAAUAAAGAAUAUACAUACAUUAUUGCUAUCAAUGAA
Molecule: messenger RNA, 5816 nt
Organism: Calliphora vicina (urban bluebottle blowfly)
Lineage: Eukaryota; Metazoa; Arthropoda; Insecta; Diptera; Calliphoridae
Gene: Upf1
Product: Upf1 RNA helicase
Exons: 4
Coding region: 297-3962 (1221 amino acids)
Biological process (GO): nuclear-transcribed mRNA catabolic process, nonsense-mediated decay
Cellular component (GO): cytoplasm
Molecular function (GO): RNA binding; RNA helicase activity; zinc ion binding
Source: RefSeq, a predicted model, not a curated record